AGGACGUCGGACACAGAGGACACAGCUGUGUGAGUCUGAAGACUUUGGUCCAAAUGGAGAAGAUCUCUGCAGUGGAGGACUAUCUGACCUGUCCUGUUUGUCUGGACACCUUUAAAGAGCCAGUGUCUCUGACCUGUCACCACAGCUUCUGCUCUAAGUGUCUACAGGAAUACUGGAACAAGAACAGCACCAGGAACUGCCCCGUGUGUCGCAGGAAGUCCUCCAAAGACUCUCUAGAUGUGAACUUUGCUCUGAAGGAACUGACUGUGUCCUUUUCACAGAAGGAGGAGGCUCCAGGAGGAGAGAGGCCUGUGGUGUGCUCCUCACACCCAGAGCAGACGCCUCUGUUCUGCCUGGAUGAGAGUCGCCCUCUGUGCCCUCUCUGUGAGUUUUCUCUUCACUCGGGGCAUAAGGUGGUGACUGUGGACUCAGUCGUCAGUGAAAAGAAGGAGCAGCUGGUCUCACAGCAGCAGUCUCUGUUCCAGAGGAGAAAGAAGGCCUCAAACAAACAGACACAGUGUGAACAAAUACAGGAGCUGGCACAUGCGCAGGUGGAGGCCUGUGAACAUCACAUCAGGGCAGAGUUUGAGCGGUUACACCGGUUCCUCCAACAGGAGGAGGAGUCUGCACUCAGAGCUCUGAGACAGGAGCAGAGCAGACAGACCCAGACCAUAGAAGCACAGAUGGUGCAGAUCAGGGAGGAGCUGUGUACUGUGGAGCAGAACCUCCUGACUGUGGAAGAUCUGCUGAAGAAACAGAACAUGGACUUCCUCACACAGUACAGAGACACUCACAAAGACAGACAGACUCUGCUCUCACAGCCCAGCCCACAGCUCAGACCAGGACUCCUGAUAAACCAGCCCAAAGUCCUGGCCAACGUGGCCUUCAACGCCUGGAAGAAGAUGAGAGCCCUGGUGCAGUACAGUCCAGUCAUUCUGGACCCAAACACUGCAGACCCACGACUCUAUGUGUCUGAGGAUCUGAGGGGGGUGACAUUUGGAGAAACUAAACAACAACAGGUCCCUAAUAAUCCAGAGAGAUUCUGGUACUAUGCAGAGGUCCAGGGCAGUGAGAGCUUCAGCUCUGGCUCUCACCAGUGGGACGUGGAGGUGGGGGACCAUCCAAGAUGGGUCAUUGGUUUGGCCGAAGAGUCUGUUGACAAGAAGGAAGAGAGAAAUGCCUUUCCAGAAAAUGGACUGUGGUGUUUAAUGUUUGCUGAUGGAGAAUAUUCUGAUGUUGUUGGUAAAACUCUUGUCCUGAAGAGGAGCCCUCAGAGGAUCCGAGUGCGACUGGACUGUGACGAAGGGACAGUGUCUUUCUUUGACGCUGGAGACAUGUCUCUGAUCUGCUCUCACAAGGACAGAUUCACAGAGAAAAUGUUCCCGUUUUUCUCUAUUAGUAAAUCUGGUGACGCUGAAACCAAAGAGAUUAAAAUAUACUGCAGUGAAGAUGAUUAAAGGUUUUUAGGUAUUUUUUUUAUAAAACUGUUCUGUUGUUUGUCAGAUAAGAUUAUUUUACUGUGAAACGUUCAAACUUAAAUGACCCAAAGAAACGGUUAAAUGUUUC
Molecule: messenger RNA, 1566 nt
Organism: Periophthalmus magnuspinnatus
Lineage: Eukaryota; Metazoa; Chordata; Actinopteri; Gobiiformes; Gobiidae
Product: zinc-binding protein A33-like
Exons: 2
Coding region: 54-1457 (467 amino acids)
Molecular function (GO): protein binding; zinc ion binding
Source: RefSeq, a predicted model, not a curated record